Molecule: messenger RNA, 1425 nt
Organism: Amborella trichopoda
Lineage: Eukaryota; Viridiplantae; Streptophyta; Magnoliopsida; Amborellales; Amborellaceae
Source: RefSeq, a predicted model, not a curated record
UGUUAGGACCUGCGACUGCUGCUUUUCGGAGCCCACCAAAAAUGUUUUCCAAGUUCUGUUUUGGCGCCUCUUCUUCCUCUCUCUCUGCAAGGUUUCAAUUGGGCUGGACAAGAGCACUCGGGUUUCAGUUUGGGACGAGACUUUUCUCUGACGAAAAUGCUGCUUCUAAAAGGCCCUAUGCUGGAUCCAACCAUAUCAGCAACAAAUCUCCAGAGGAGAAAGUUCCUCACAGAGGAUUGCAUCAAUUUUUCCUCCCAAGAAUGGCUACUGAGAAAAAUUCAAAUGAUUUUACCAGGAAAAGAUUCCAAGUGUAUAAGAAAUGCAAGGAUUCACUUUCAAAUCCAAACAAUGUUGGUGAAGAUGAAGAUGAUUUCUCUGAACUAGGUUCACCAGUCACAGAAACUGGAAAUGCAACUUUGGAGCAGAUGAAAGACACGAAUCGACUGAAUUUGGAACCUUUAAGGAAGCUAUUGGGCGUUGAAAGGAUCAGGGCUGCCCCAUCGAUGAGGCCUUUCCCUGAUAAAAAGAACCCUGACAUGAUGAUCCACCUUAAAACAGACAAAUUUUUUUCAGAUGACCAUUUUAGCAGUGGCGCUACAACAAAGAAUGAGAGAGAGAAAAAUUCCAUCAUUAUUGACAAGGUUCCAUCUGCUCUUUGCCCCUUCCAUUUGAGAGAUGCGGCCUCUGAAUAUGGUGAUAUAUUGCAUGUGCACAUGACAACAGGUGAAAAUGGGUUUAAGAGCUGCCACAUUGACUUUAAGAGCAAGGAGUCAAAGGAGAGAGCAGUGGCUGCUCGGUGGAUCUCUGUGAAGAGCUAUCGCUUGCCAAUUCAGAGUCUUUCUCUACCAGGAAGCACUGCAGUCAGAAUUGAAAACAUUAGCAAUGAGACUACUGAGGCAGCUAUACAUUCUCUAUGCAUGUCUUUUGGACCAGUUGAGAGUCUCUCGAGGGAAAAGAAUGGUGCUGUAGAUGUUAUCUUCAAUGUUGAGGAUAGUGCACUCAUGCCAAAUAUAUUGAAGAAGUUGAAUGAUGUGGUGAUGGAUGAUUGCCAAUGGUCUGCUCAAUUGCUCUCUUGGGAUUCCCCAAACACAAUUAAUACGUCUGAUGACCAGGGUUCCGUUGGUUCACUAAUUAGCAACCACAUCCAGGAAAUUAGAAAACAAUUACAGGAGAAAAUGAUUGAUUUGGAGGACUUAGAGGAACUGCACCUUGCUAUAGAACACCUCAGAGAUUCUCCUGCCAACCAUCAAUAGGUCUCCAAUACGUUACUUAUUGUUUCCUUGAGCUUUAUGUUUUUAAUUGGAAUUAUGAGAAGUCAGAUUCUUGUUACGUGAGCUUGACCAUAAAUUAUUUACCUGAAAAAAUUGCUUGAAUUAGUGUAGCUGUUUGCUAAUUCUCUAUGUUAUUCCUGGAAGGCUUGCACAA